AAAAAUUCCGUGACGUCACCGCUUUAGAAUCGCCAUUUUGUGUUUUGUGAAAACGAAAAGAUCGACUCCGUGUUUGUUUGAAAUUCUUCAAAUUUCUACAUCGGUUUCCUAAAAUUAUGCCUCGCUCUAGGAGUAGGAGUGGUUCCCCCAAAAGGAAACAUAGAAGUAAGCACAGAAGCCAUCGUUCACGGUCAAGAUCAAGAGAUAGAGUGCGCACAAGGUCGCGUUCCCGUGAUCGGGAUAGAUACACUCGACGACGACACUCGAGAGUUCGGUCACGAACGCGGAGUCCAACACCACUUCUGUUAGACGCUUUUGGUAGAGACGUUAGUAGAAGAAAUGCACAAGAAGAAAAGCAAAGGCGAGAGGAAGAAGAGAAACGACAAGAAAUGGAAAGACAGAGGAGAAUACGACAGCAGGAAAUGGAAGCCAAAUUGAUAGAAGAGGAAGUGGCAAAACGUGUGGAAGAAAUGGUUGCAAAACGAGUUGAGGAAGAACUUGAAAAACGAAAGGAUGAUAUUGAAGCUGAAGUCCUCCGUAGAGUUGAGGAGGCAAAACGUAUCAUGGAAAAGCAAAUGCUUGAGGAGUUAGAACGUCAGCGACAAGAAGAACUAGCUGCUCAGCGUGCAAAAGAGGAGGAGGAAUGUAGGAAAAGAGAGGAACUUGAAAAAAUUAUGGAGGAGAAUCAACGUAAAAUAGAGGAAGCACAGAGAAAAUUGGCGGAAGAACGAUUACAAAUGGUUGAGGCGCAACGAAAAAUGGAGGAACAGAGACUUGCUUUUGAGCAGGAACAAAAGCGACGAAUUAAACAAGAGCAGGAACUGAUUCUCAACAAAAAGAAAGCCAGACCUAAAUUGUCAUUUGGUUUUAAAGCAAAACCUGAUGGAGUGUGAAUAGUCACUUAUGAGCUUUGAUUUUGUGAGAAAAACACUUGGUAUACGUUACCCUGUCAGGUUCAGGUAUCUUGGUCCAUUACAGGAAAUCAUUGUCCUUAGAUAUAAACUCAAGUGAUGUUCUAUUGUAAUGGUGAAAAGUCAGAAUUCAAUUAAUUCCAUUAAAUACAAGGCAGAUAAGGAUAAAUAUUCAGAGCUUUUAAGCUCGGAUGUUACUGUUGGCGUAUGUUGGAAUCACUCAAGAGAAUUUGUUUUGGAUCUUAGCUAUGAUCACCAGAGUGAAGGUGUUCUUGUGUAUCUGGUACUAAUUUUGGUUGUCAUUUUUAGUUUGUCAAAACCAGAGGCUUUCUUCCUUUCAUUCUGGUCUACUACUGUAUAUACAUAUAUAUUGCUUUACGUUUUUAUUGAAUAUUUGGUAACCCAAUUUCUUCCUUCAUUGUAGCCCCAAAGGUAAGUGACACAUCUCAAGAUUGGCAUUACUCUAUGCAAAUUAUUUCCUGUCGGUAUGAAUGGAACAAAGUCGCUGGUUUUAAUAUUGAAUUUUGAUGAUAUCAGAGUAUAAGCAGUCGUGAAAACACUUUUGUAUAAAUUAUGUAAAUGUAAUUGUAUAUCAAAAUUAGAGUUAGAUAUGCAGGAACCUUUCUUAAUAAAAUAUUGUUUAAAACAGGCU
Saccoglossus kowalevskii is the source of this 1563-nucleotide messenger RNA. Its product is annotated as arginine and glutamate-rich protein 1-like. The record is from RefSeq and is a predicted model, not a curated record. NCBI's taxonomy places the organism in Eukaryota, Metazoa, Hemichordata, Enteropneusta, Harrimaniidae. Gene Ontology annotation, molecular function: cadherin binding. Gene Ontology annotation, cellular component: mitochondrion; nucleoplasm.